AUGGCUUCCCAUCAUGUUGUACCAUUAGAAGUCACCGAGUCGCAGUCUUUACAAGAAAUCAUUACUCAAAAAGCGAAUGCAGUAAACUUAAAUAAUGAAGAUGAAGCAUUUUAUUUGGUGAAUAUUGGUGAUAUUAUAUACAAGUUUAACACUGCUGAUAUACGGUUAACGACUGCGUUGGAUGUCAAAAAUGACAAUAUCAUCUAUUCAAAUCCGUGCAAAGGAUUGUCUCAUUUAAAGGUGGCUCUGAAAAAAGGAAUAACUCUGAUGACUUUCGAUAGCGAAGGAGAACUACAGCGAAUAAAGCGUAUGGUUCCACAUGCAAAAUUGCUGUUACGACUGAAAGUUGAUGAUUCUAAAGCGGCUUUUCCGUUAGGGGCGAAGUAUGGAGUACCAUUCUCUAGAGUGUUGCACUUAUUUAAAGUUGCUAGAAAAUUAAGUUUAAAUGUAAUAGGAAUAAGUUUCCAUGUUGGUUCUGGCUGUGAUGACCCCGAUUCUUUUACUAAAGCUAUUGAAAAGUCCAAAAAAGCGUUCAAUCUAGCAAAAGAGAUUGGCUUGGAUCUCACAUUACUAGAUAUCGGUGGCGGAUAUCCGGGGAUUGAAGAUACGUUAUUUGAAAAUGUAAAAAGAGAUUUACUUAUUCCACGAUUAAUUAUACUUAUUUGUAUGUCGGAUUUGAUGGCCAAAGCACUUUAUUUUCAGGUUUGUGGAGCCAUUACUGAAGCACUUGACAAAUAUUUUCCUACAGAAUGUGGAGUUGAGAUAAUAGCAGAGCCAGGAAAAUAUUUUACUACCUCUUCAAUGAUUUUAGUCACGAAUGUCAUUGGUAAACGUCUGAGAUACGAUGAUAAUGUGAAAACUGAACAGAAUCAAUCCCAUAAGGAAAGCAUGGAAUGCAUGUAUCAUAUUAAUGAUGGCUUGCAUGGAUCUUUCCUUCGAAGAUUAUUCACAAAAGAGCCAUUCAUACCUAAUGUACUGAAAUCGAAAAGUGGUCAAUUCCAUCGUAGCAGCAUAUGGGGGCCUACAUGUAAUGGACUGGAUUGUAUUGCAAGUGGCCAAACUAUUCCAGAGAUGGAAGCUGGUGAUUGGACUUACUUUGAAAAUCUAGGAGCAUAUGCAUCAGCUGCGUCCUCCAAUUUUAACGGAUUUGCAAGUAAAGAAAGGCAUUAUUACAUAAGCAAAGAACAUUGGUGA
Molecule: messenger RNA, 1194 nt
Organism: Trichoplax adhaerens
Lineage: Eukaryota; Metazoa; Placozoa; Uniplacotomia; Trichoplacea; Trichoplacidae
Exons: 13
Coding region: 1-1194 (397 amino acids)
Cellular component (GO): cytoplasm
Molecular function (GO): ornithine decarboxylase activity
Source: RefSeq, a predicted model, not a curated record